GUCACGACAUCGAAUGUCGACGACAGGCAGGUCAUGGUCGUGAUUUUUUUAAAAUCUUUGGAAUCCCGGGAUUUAUACGGCUAGGUGUCAUUGCUCUUGUUAUUUAUACCAAUGGUGCUUAACAGGCAUGGCUUCGCUAUGGUUUAGUUUGGUUCCCGAAGCUUUCCUGAAGCUCCAUGAUGUGCUCGUCUGCCUGGCGAAGUUCAAUGACGCGGUGUCUAUUGAAGCAGAACCUGAUUUUUUUCGGCUCUCGACCUUGAACCCUUCAAAGUCUGGCUAUGCCUCGUUCACAUUUGAUAGUGGCUCGUUCUUUAGCCAAUUUUCUUUUGAUGGAAGAAUGCGCGGUAAUACUACCGAUACUGGGACAAGGAGUAAUACUGCGAAGUUGUCAUGCCAGUUGUAUAUCAAGGCACUUCUAUCUGUAUUCAAAGGGCGGACUAUUGAUUUCAAAGACAAGGAUACGGCUGUCGAAGAAUGUAAGGUCCAAAUCCUUGAUGGUUUGGAUGAGACUGAGUGCAGGGUCGUCAUUCAAAUAAUUUGCAAGCAUGGGGUUGUAAAAACCUACAAGUUGAUCUAUGAGCCUGUGGAAGUGCGACAUGCGGUUUUCGACAAGUCCAAGACGCAGAAUAAAUGGGUAAUAGAUUCUAAAUUCCUGCGGGAAAUUGUGGAAUAUUUCGGGCCUACAGCCGAGCAACUUGAUAUAUUUACAGAUAACGGAAAGGCUAUAUUUACGAGUUUUACUACGAGAGUAACGAAUGGGAAAGAAAUCCUGAAACAACCCGUUCAUACAUCCGUUGCAAUUGACACCAGAGAUUUUGAAUCUCAUCUUGUCGAGGAGAGACUCCAUGUGGCGAUAAGCGUCAAGGAUUUCAAAGCCAUAAUUAUGCAUGCAGACACGCUCAAAACAAUGAUUACUGCUCGGUAUACUCGGCCAUGCCGUCCGUUGCAGUUUUCAUAUGAAUCGGGUGGUAUGACUUGUGAGUUCACGCUGAUGACACGAGGAGAAACCGAAGAUAUCGACGUGUCUUCAAAUGGUGAUGCACGCGAGCUAUCCGCAAGAUCAUAUUCUCGACCUCCGCAAACGGCUUCCGUGAAUAAUGGGAGUACUGCUGUGGUGGAGCAUGGGGAUCCUUCGAGGAAUGAAUCUGCACAGGCAUCCUUCCGAAGAGGAACUAUCGAAGAAACUCCGCAGGAAACACCAGCAGCAGCGUCAGCCUUGCUUGAUCCAAACAGUUUGUUCGUCCCAAUGGAUGACGAUCGUCAAUGGGACGAGCCUCAAUAUGGAGAGGAACAAGAAGAUAUUCUUGGUUGGGAUGCGAGUAUAAACCAUCAGGACAUGCAGCCCAGCUUUGUGGGAACAAUCCAAGAUCGCAACGUCACAGUUGAAGAAAGCGAGGAACGGGCACGCGAGACCGAAUCAACAGCUAUUCCCCCGACUCAAAGAAUAUCUCAGAUACGAGGAUUGUUUGACUCAAGCGGGUGAAAGAUAAACUGUCCUCGGAGGAUUCCACAAUUGGGAUUUAUCAUCCGCUGGAAGAUUUCGGCCCAGUCAUUGAUCGCAUCGUUAGUGCUCCUCAAAGGCAUGAGGUCUUUCCUCCGUCAUAAGCCAGCUGGUAGCGCAGCCCGCCCCGACUGCAGUAAUGUUAAGUCCUUCACCACCAGCGGGUGGGACUUUUGCAUAUCG
Messenger RNA from Coccidioides immitis RS, 1684 nucleotides. RefSeq names its product DNA repair protein rad9. Bases 128 to 1483 code for a protein of 451 amino acids. Lineage: Eukaryota; Fungi; Ascomycota; Eurotiomycetes; Onygenales; Onygenaceae. The record is from RefSeq and is a predicted model, not a curated record. Gene Ontology annotation, biological process: cellular response to ionizing radiation; DNA replication checkpoint signaling; mitotic intra-S DNA damage checkpoint signaling. The transcript is spliced from 7 exons. Gene Ontology annotation, cellular component: checkpoint clamp complex.